UUCCUCUAGUAGCUCCAUCCUAGUCCACCUAGUCGUAUCCGUCUUCAUGCAUGAGAAUCAUGAGGCCUGGCCAUCUACCCUAGUAAGUUGCAGAUUCUUAGCUUCACCUUCCGGGAUUCCACCAUCUUUCCCAUCAGAAACGUCUGAUCUCCAUGACGGUCAUUCCUGCCAUUAUUAAAAACGUAACCCCCAACUACAUCAAGAACAUCUUCUUCGUACCUCCACGACUUCUUCGCGACUUUCCUUCUAGGUGAUCGAAGCUUUAGUUGCCCAAAUGGUCAUGAUUGCAAUGGUCAUCGCGAUGGCGGCAACGAUCUUCCUCAAACCGGGUCCAAAGCGCCAAUUGCGGGAUAUUCAUUAUGAAAGAAGGCUAUUCAUUUUCAUUGUGUCACUGGCUAGAUAGCACUACGCAGCAGGAACCUACCCACAAUGAACUUUCUCGAAUAAGGACUGACUAUCUAGGCGAGUACUUGUAGUAUAAUUUGAACAAGAGAAGUAUGAAGCAGCAGGACUAUCUUCGCAGGCUGCCUACUCGGUCUGCAUCUCUCGAUGAAGCUCUCAUAGUGAAGAAAUCGUCGACGCCGUUUCGCCGACUGUUGUUAAGGCUAACGAGAAAUCAAAAUCAACUUAAACAUAAAAGUCAGUGUUGAGACUGUCAGUCUGUAUUAUGAUUGAAGAUGCCACGAAGAAACGGACUUCCAUCAAUCGAUCAGUCAAUGGCCAUCAAUGGCCGAUAACAAGAACAAUAUUUGAAUUUACACCUUCUAGUCCUUUCUAAGACCUGAGGGACCCUUGCGAAAGUGCUAGUUGCGGUUGGAGCAACUGGCGCCAGUAUGGUUGCUGCGCUUGUUGUGAGCAUCACUCCAGCUUGGUCGAUUUGUGAGCUGCGAGGCGUCGAGAGAUCUCAUGAAAAAAGCUACGCUGAAGCAAGAGGAUUCUAUCAAGGGUGAGCUGAUAUUUUUAUUUUUUUCAUGUUCAUUCAUUGAGAUCGAACUAUUUAAAUUUGGUUCUUUCGAAGGUUUUGUUCUACAGAAAUGAUAUCGAUCGUAAGUAGAUCAUGAUCAUGCGUAGGACCAUCAUGCGUAAGUAGGUCAUCAUGAUCAUGAUCUGCUCUUCAACAGAAGGUACAGGAUAGUUGAAAGGCCUCGAACAAGGUGUUAGUAUAACACAUAGAAGAGGAUCCAUGACAUGACAUAGGACCAUAGUUAGGUCAAUGAAUUGUACCUAAAAUCAUGAAUGUGGCAUGAUAUCAAAAAGAUUGUCAGGUUUUUCGCGAUUCUCCUACUCUCUGGUGCAGUUGCCAUAAUCCCGGGUUUCGGUGAUUCGGCUGCGCUCUCUAUCCAAGUAGAAGUUUUGAACGCCUUGCGGAUGCCCUUUGUAGUCGCGUUCCUUUUCGUCCUAGCAUCGAAACGAGGAGUAUUGCCGGAACGAUAUCGACUUUUAUGAGCAAUGAAUUGGCAUGAGUGUUGUUCUGCUUUUCAAAAACUCUUUUACUACUUGUUACCUAUUUUACUGUAAAUUAGAGCAGGGAAAAACACAUUUACUAGUUUUAGAUCUGUUAGGUUGGGGUUCAUCUUCAGACUUGUGGAAUGUCGAUGUCGAAGUUCAUUCACUUGAGUACUUUUUUUCUAAUCUCCCGAGGCUGGUACCAGUACCUUCUCGGUUCUGUCUUUCUGGUGUGCAGUGUUUUGUGCGUGUAUGCGAGUAUCUUGGACUUCAUCGAACAAUUCCGCGGUGGCCAUGAACUUCGAUUCAGACAUACGAUGUUGCGGUUAAGGCUACAUUCAUUCAAUGAUGGAAUAAUCUUUUAGGUAUCUACUUUGAUUAUCCAACAAUCGCAAUCUUAGAGAACAACGAAGUGACAAGGUUUAGAAGGAAAUUGACUAACGGUGGUUUUCUCUGCUUCUUUUCUAAUUUACAGACCGCUGCGAGACUCUGGCUCAGUAGCGGGAGUGGAGAUAGCUCCAGUUGGCGAGACUUCUGAAAGCACAUGGACAGGAGAGACGGGCGCUCACAGUAAGAAGGGUGGACUACUGGCAAACAUUUUUUACUGA
Messenger RNA from Amoebophrya sp. A25, 2054 nucleotides. NCBI's taxonomy places the organism in Eukaryota, Dinophyceae, Syndiniales, Amoebophryaceae. The record is from the annotation of a GenBank genome assembly.